UAGUUGUAAUUGGCAAUUAUUAAUUAGUGAGUAGUUGCCAAAAGUAAUGUAAUUAAUUUCCUAUUACCGGCUUGACAAGAACAUGAUUUGUGUAAUUCUUUCCAACAUGGAAGCGAUGCGAUAUGUAUAAGUGUAUAAUAUGACAAACAAUAAUUAAAUGUAUUUAUUAUCUAUUUUCGUCCUUUUUAAUUUUAUUGUUCCGUUUGUGGUUGGCAAAGACAUAUAUUUUUUUAUUUAGAGACUCGUUUUCGUGCCUAAUAUAAUGCAUUUGGACUGAGGCGUGCAACAUCGGUUGUCAUGGAAACUAUAACGUAAACAAACCGAACUGUAAACAAUACUAACCAUAAAAUAUUAUUUCCGACAUGGAUUUACGGUUAAUGGACAAAUUGCGACUAUUGAAAAUCGACUCAGAACUAAGACCUCAAAUAAAAAUGAAACCAAUGAGCCGCUAUUAUUUCAUCACGUCAACGAACCCUAAUGAACAGUUCUUUGUUUUCGCCUCUACAGCCGCUUGGCUGAUACGAAAAACUGGCAAAAAUUUUGAGCAACCUAACGAAGAAGAUGACCCUAAUACCAUUAUUGCAGCAAUAAUUGAUGUUUUACGGGCUAAGGACAUUUCACACGACUUCUCGUCUCACAAACUUAAACAAGGCUACGGCGAGCAAGUUUGUUAUAUUCUAAACGCUCUAGCUGAUGAAGCGAUGAAGGCAGAAAAUUUUGAAUGGCAGAAGCCUAUCGUAGAUAUUCCAGAACCAGAAGAAUCUACUGAUGACAUCGAUCAAGUUGAAGAUGAGACAGAAAUUCUCCUAGAGAAAGUUGAAGAGGAAAUGGCAAUUUAUUCCGAGGAUUCUGAUGGAGAAUGCAAUGAGGAAGAAAAGGAACCAAAUAUAGCCCAUAAGGUUCAUGAUUGGGAAGCGUGGAAGCUUGAAUUGGAAAGGGUGGCACCAGCUUUGAGACUCAAAAUAUCAGCCGACGGCCGAGAUUGGAGGGCUCGACACAACCAAAUGAGAUCUUACAAAGACGAGCUCUUCGAAAGAUUUAAAACAACUGGAUCUCAACUAAAUAAACUUCACAGUGCUAUAACUUCCGUAAUGGAUAAAAUAGCAGCUCGAGAGAAUAUUUUAAACGAUCAAUUUGAGCCUUUGGUUAAAGAGUACGGAACGUUAUUGGACGAAUUAAGUAAGGUGACUAAUGAAUAUGAGGAGGUAAGUGUAGGAGUGACAGAGAGGCAAGAGAUGUUAAACGAAGUUACAGCUAAAGUCGAGAGUAUUAAGCAGAAAACAGAGUCUAAAGGGUCGUCGAUGAAUGAUAAUUCUCCUUUAUUGACUGCCAAGAAAGCUGUGGCGACGCUAAAAAAGGAUAUACAAGAGCUUGAUUUCCAGAUAAUUGUUCUACUUUGGCUGUUGACGACAAAAGAGAAUCCUAACAGUAAUAGUCUCUUUACUAACAACGAACCUAGAAUGAUAAGCAAUGAAGUUUUUUGAACUCUUAGUAAAAGUCUUUACCGAGUGCAUAUUAUCAUUAUGGCUUUCAUAGAAAUGCUGUCUAUAAAAAUAUAAGAUUUUUUCAUAAUAUAGCGGUUUCGUUACACAGACAUUUUUUAUUACACUUUCCUAGUUAUUGUAGUGUUGCUUAGCAAUUAUAAAUGUAGGUACAAUAAAAUAAAACCAUGUUAUGAC
Molecule: messenger RNA, 1679 nt
Organism: Manduca sexta (tobacco hornworm)
Lineage: Eukaryota; Metazoa; Arthropoda; Insecta; Lepidoptera; Sphingidae
Gene: IFT57
Product: intraflagellar transport protein 57 homolog
Exons: 1
Coding region: 363-1484 (373 amino acids)
Biological process (GO): non-motile cilium assembly; intraciliary transport
Cellular component (GO): intraciliary transport particle B; Golgi apparatus; centrosome
Source: RefSeq, a predicted model, not a curated record